Molecule: messenger RNA, 3439 nt
Organism: Solanum stenotomum
Lineage: Eukaryota; Viridiplantae; Streptophyta; Magnoliopsida; Solanales; Solanaceae
Product: phosphatidate phosphatase PAH1-like
Exons: 11
Coding region: 530-3217 (895 amino acids)
Molecular function (GO): phosphatidate phosphatase activity
Source: RefSeq, a predicted model, not a curated record
AUUUUUUGGGGCAAGUUGGAAGGAAUUUAUUGACUCUGGUUGUGUGUUUGUUAUCCAAAAAUUCAUUCAAUUCUUCAUAUUAUUAUCAGUCCAAAUUUCAAAGCAAUCCUCUUUUUUCUUCCAGAAUUUUUUAGCUGUAUUUUAAGUGAUUUUGACAAUUUUGUUAUUACACAAAAUAUUAGAAAAAUCAACAGAGAUCACCUACUUCCCAGAGAGAGAGAAAAAAGAAGAAGAAAGAUACCCUCAUAAUAUUCCUGGUAUAGUCUUCUUGUUUUGCAUAUAUUAAAUGGAGUAAAUUCUUGAUAUUAUUUUCUAAUUUUCUUCUUUUCAUCAACCCUUUUCAGCUGUGAGAUUAAUUUCAUUUUGAUCCAUCCAUUCUUGGAGCUUCAAGAUUUUAUUUUUCUCUUCAAUCUGUAUUGUUGUAUUCUGUUUUCCACUGCUCAAUUAAGAUCUUUCUGAAGCUGAUUGAUUGUAAGCUGUUGAUUAUUGUGUAAUUUUGGGGAUAUUAAGUUUCUUGGUAGUUGAACAGAUGAAUGUUGUAGGUAAAGUUAGUAGCUUUAUAACACAAGGUGUAUAUUCAGUUGCUACCCCAUUUCACCCUUUUGGUGGAGCAGUUGACAUAAUUGUUGUGAAGCAACAUGAUGGGACUUUUAGGAGUACCCCUUGGUAUGUUCGAUUCGGUAAAUUUCAAGGUGUUCUUAAGGGGGCAGAAAAGGUAGUUAGAAUAGAAGUUAAUGGCAAAGAAGCUGAUUUUCACAUGUAUCUUGAUAAUUCUGGUGAAGCGUAUUUUAUCAAAGAGGCUACUGGUGAUAAUGAGAAUGAAGAAAAUGGCUUGAAGAAGCCCGAUAGUUUGAAAAGUGAAGGGGAUACUAGUAAUCUUGGUGAUGGUAACCAUAACGAAAGUAGAAAAGAUGAUGUGCUGUCUAAAAAUGAGGAGGAUGAGUGUAAUGCUGCUGAUUUACCAUUACGAGAUGAACGUGUUACUUUAGGUAUGGAUCGAUUGAAUAGGGUAGAUUCUGAUGCUGACCGAAGAUUCUAUGAGUUUCAGGAUGACCAAUCUUCUUUGGAUGAUUCGGUUGAUUUAUCAGAAUAUGGUUCCAGUAGAUAUGAUAAUUUGGAUAUGGAGCAUGUUUUAGAAUCACAGGACUCGAGUUCGGAAGUUGUUCUAGUGAGCGUGGAUGGCCAUAUACUGACAGCGCCUAUCUCAUCAUCUGAAAGGAAUACGGAAGAUGUCGAGUUAGACACACCUCAGUUUCAUCUGGGCCCUGGUCAGGGGACUGAUUUUUGUGAUGAUAGCUCAGAGUUUAAUUCAGGUGAUAGUACAUGGGCUGACGAUUAUUUCAGCAGUCUGAACUCAUCAAAAGUUGCAUCAGGAGACACUUGCGACGUGAAAAACGAGAGCACUACAGUUGAGCACCAGUUAGAAGUUUCUGAAGUAGAUGGGAAACGUCUUGAUCGAACUCCGGAAAAUGACCUGAAGAACCGGGAAGCAGAUCUUUCCAUGAAGAGUACUGUGGAUAGCACAUCAUGCAGCAUUAAGAGGGAUGAUGUUUUCAAGAGCUGUCUAGAGCUAUCUGCAUUUGCCAUGCAGGCUGAAGAUGAGGUUAAUCAGUCAGAUACGGUUUCUCAGUCGGAAAUUCAGGGAGUUGUUGAAGAUGUAAAGGAGACGUCUCAUAGGAGUCUUUCUGCAAUCAGUGCCGAAGAUAUACAUCCUGAGAAAUUGGGAAAUGAAAAUGGCACUCAUGAUUCUGACAGUGUAAGCCUUCAGAAAAGUGACUUGGACAUAGAGCAUAAUGGUUCAGAUAGUGCAAGAGACCAUCUUUUUGUGAAUGAUGAACAGUCUAAGGAACAGGCAGAUUUAACAGUAGCAGCAGAGCAGGCACAAAGUGAACUGCAAGGAUCAGAUGAAAGCACCGAAUGUGAUAAUGUGGAGCAUCAGACUGCAGCUUUGCUUAAAGUGAUAUCUGCAGGAGUAGAGAUAUCUCUUUGUAGGAACUUGCUUCAUGCUGGAAUGGGUUCCGCUGCUGCUAGAGAAGCCUUUGAGGCAAAUCGCGUUUCUGAGGAGGAAUUCAGAAACUCCGCAAAAUCCAUAAUUAACAAUCCAAAUUUAGCUGUCCGAAUUCAAGGAAACUAUUUACAAUGGGACAAAGCAGCUCCUAUCGUUCUCGGGAUGGCUGCAUACAAUAUGGAAUUACCAGUUGACUCUACUGAUGUCAUACCCGUGGAGCAGGAAAAGAACCUAAAAACAGGAGAGGAUGAUAGUGGGUUGCCUUCAACUCCUGGUCGACGAUGGAGGCUUUGGCCAAUACCAUUUAGAAGAGUUAAGACAAUCGAACACACUAGCAGUAAUUCAUCAAAUGAAGAGGUGUUUGUUGAUUCUGAAUCAAUCUCACUGAACCAGCCUACAGAACAAACAGCAUCACCACAAGGAGGAAAGGAAUCUCCUCGCAAGCAACUUGUGAGAACAAAUGUCCCUUCUACUGGUCAAAUUGAAUCUUUGAAACUGAAAGAGGGUCAGAAUUUGGUGACUUUCAUUUUUUCCACUCGAGUCCUAGGAGACCAAAAGGUUGAAGCCCAUAUAUAUUUGUGGAAGUGGAAUACUCGGAUUGUAAUUUCGGAUGUUGAUGGGACUAUUACCAAGUCUGAUGUUCUUGGUCAGUUCAUGCCGUUGGUUGGAAAGGACUGGACCCACUCCGGAAUUGCUAGACUUUUCUGUGCAAUCAAGGAAAACGGGUAUCAGCUACUCUUUCUCAGUGCACGAGCAAUUGUUCAAGCUUAUCUGACCAAAAGUUUUCUGUUCAAUCUCAAACAGGAUGGGAAAUCAUUACCACCUGGACCUGUUGUUAUUUCACCUGAUGGUUUAUUUCCCUCAUUGUACAGAGAAGUUAUAAGAAGAGCUCCUCAUGAAUUCAAGAUUGCCUGCUUAGAGGACAUUAAAGCACUUUUUCCACCAGACUAUAACCCCUUUUAUGCGGGAUUUGGGAAUAGGGACACCGAUGAGCUCAGUUACAGGAAAAUUGGAAUUCCAAAAGGCAAAAUUUUUAUAAUAAACCCAAAGGGGGAGGUAGCUAUUAACCACCAAAUCGAUGUGAAAUCCUAUACUUCAUUACACACUCUAGUUAAUGACAUGUUCCCUCCUACAUCCAUGGUUGAGCAGGAAGAUUUUAACUUGUGGAACUACUGGAAAAUGCCCUUGGCAGACGUCGAUAACUUGUAGAGAUUUCUUCCCGUCAUACCGAUGGAUCCACCUUUUUUGUUGAUCUGAGAAGCCGAAAAGUUUAGCCGGUAUAUGUAUAACCAACCACCUGCAGUUUCUUUUGUAGGAGAGCUGCCAUUCUUAAGGUGUAUAAAAUUCAGCUAUGUAGGUCCUUAUUAUUGUACUCAAAAAGGCAUAUAAAGUUGUUACUCAUGAAUAAAAAAUUUCUUUCUAUUUCUCUAA